AUGGCGGAAGCGGCACAUGCAAGCUACGAGUGUCUAGGACGCUACGAGAUGGAUGUGUCGUACACGACUCGGACUGCCAUGAACACAGCCGCCAUGAAAGGCAAGUCUGGAGAGAUAUAUCGAAUUUGCCAGAAGAUCGGGGCAGCCGAUCUGGAUGGCCUUCAAGAAGAUGACGACAGGCUUGUUCAGCAGCAUGGCCUCCAGGAGUUUGCAGCGCAACCGGGAGAGAUCACCCUCUUCCCGCCGGAGCUUCUCGAAGGCCUCCGGUGCAGGUGUGGGCUGGCACUUCCACUGCAGCGAGGGAAGAAGGCAACCUUCACCAAAGCGCUGUCGGGCCUCAUGUCAAAGAACAACAUCAAGGUCUCCGGUGCUCUCGGCCAGGCGGCAGCUGCAGACCUCAUCGCCGAACGCGGCUUCGUGUCCCGCUGUGGCGAUUGGUGCCUCAUUGGUCUCGUGAAUGGCCAGGGCAGCCCAAAGGUGUCUGGCGCCCUGACCAUGUACGUGGCCCAAGAGAUGCCCAAAGCCAUCUUCCGGAGCCCUGCCUUCGUCAACAGCUUCCCCGAUGUGGCAAAGGGGCUGACCGACGCCUUCGCGAAGGUUCACACCUCUGCUGCAAUGCAGCUGGACGUGACGCUCACAGGAGCUUCGGUGACCGUCGUUCUGCUGAACACAGAGCACGUCUGGAUCGCCCAUGUGGGCGACUGCCGCUGUGUUCUCGCAGUGCCCGACACCAGCGGCAACGCGCGCGAGUUCCACAUGCUCCCUCAGCGCCUGACAGAGGAUCACAAGCUUUGUGUCAAGAAGGAGUUUGAUCGAGCGAAGGAUGCCGGAGCCGAGGUUCGGAAGCUCGUCCAUGACAAGGUCUGCCGCCUCUUUGUGGGUGAGUCGAGCUAUCCCAGUCUCGCUCUGACCCGCGGCCUGGGGCAUCGGCUGGGACACACAGUCGGGGUCAGCCACAAGCCUAGCAUCUGCAAGCUCGUGCGCAAGGACCUGCCGGAAGGUAGCUACAUGCUCCUCGGGAGCGGAGGGGUGUGGGCGACUGUGUCAGACACGACGGCCGUGAAUUGGGUGACCAGGAAUUUGGAUGAUCCACAGCAGGCGGCGAUGUCCCUCGCGCACGAAGCCAUGAGCCGCUGGCAGGAGCCUGGCAGCCUGGCAAAAGGCAAUUUGAAUGGCACCAUGCCAGAUUGCUUUGGAACUUUCAUGAUCCAGCUAUCAGAAAAUGACAAGGAGCUGCAGUCACUCAACCCUCGCAAGUUCGUCCCGGGGUCAGAAGACAUCACUGAUGCCAUCAAGCUGCCUUGGCGCCAGGCAGAUCAUGACAUUGGCAACGCCAAGAGAGGGACUGGCUGCCCGUGUCAUGGACAUACCAAGCAGGCGCUGAAAACGGUUGACGGGGUCAUGAAUGAGUGCUUUGGCUGGAGUGUCUCCUGGGCUCACAUGCACGGCGCAGGCAAGCGUGCUCUGCUUGCGUUUGCUGCGCUUUCAAGUGUGUACGCGAGGCUGAACAUGCUUUACGAGGAGGCCGGCUGCCAACAGCUUGCCCGUUCCGGGAUGCGAGCCUUUGAGCGCUAUGAUCUUGCACUUCAAGCAGACUUGAGUGGGCCCGUUGAGCUGAAGACGAAGAAGUCCUUCGUCAAUGCCUGCGCGCAGCUGACACAAAUCUCAGAGCAGUGGAGCCAGGACUCGUCCCAGCCCAGUGUACAGGCUCUGCAGGAGGCUGCCAAAGCCGUGUUCACGGCGCUGCAGACUCGCUUUUCGAACCCAAAGUUCUGGCAAGCUGGGCUUGAUCUUUUCCUUGCCCUCGAGUUCCAUGUGCCUGCCAUCACAGACGCUGGCAAGUGGAGGGAUGCAGCACUGGAGGAAGUCGACGAAGAAGCGCGAGAGCGGGCAAAGGAACAGGCCCGUCUCCGCCGCCUCCAGGAGGAUAAGAUGCACAACAAGGGCCAAUUCGGGGAUGCGGCGACGCCGCUGUCGCUUGGGGAGCUCCUCGCCUCGCAGGGCUUAGUCCUGGUGGAGGAGGAUGACAGGCGUCCUGGGAUGUCCCGGGAUGCUCGGGCGGAGCUCCGUGUGAAGACGGUUCUGGAGGAGGACGUCUGCGUGGUCUGCCAGGAGGCAAUGCCUGCAGGUUCCAAGGCCAAAGCCAUGCCUUGUGGGCACCUUUUUCACGACGACUGCCUCCUCUCAUGGGUCAAGAAGAGCAACUCCUGCCCCACCUGUCGCUUCGAUGACAUGCCCAGCGAGAAGCGUCACUAUGACGACGUCCAGCGGCAGGUGAUGGAAAGACAACCUGGGCUGUACUCCUGA
This is a messenger RNA of Symbiodinium natans, 2307 nucleotides long. The record is from the annotation of a GenBank genome assembly. Lineage: Eukaryota; Dinophyceae; Suessiales; Symbiodiniaceae.